Molecule: messenger RNA, 1515 nt
Organism: Trichoderma breve
Lineage: Eukaryota; Fungi; Ascomycota; Sordariomycetes; Hypocreales; Hypocreaceae
Exons: 1
Coding region: 1-1515 (504 amino acids)
Source: RefSeq, a predicted model, not a curated record
AUGGCUCAGUUGUUCGAUUUACCUCUUCAGGUGAAACACAGGAUCUUGGCCUACCUAGAUACCUCUGCUCCCCCCAAUCCCACCAAAUUUCCCUCGCAAAGCAGGCGAUCUGAGCUCGGCCUCUAUGCCUCCGUCUCGCACGAAUGGCAACUCUUCUUCGAAGAUCGACUAUAUGCCCAUUUGGUAUUGACACAACAUUGUCUACGCUACUUCAACAAGCUAGUCCCUCGCCAGAGACAGUUGGUCCGUUAUAUAUGGCUUCGCAUCCUCCUCGGAAAUUAUUAUUGCUCGAAAUGCCUAGGCCCUCAAAAUCAGGAAGUGACAUCUUCAGACUCAGAGGUUUUUUCAAAAUCCAUUUCCUAUCUUUUCUGGCUCCUCAACCCAUUGGACGCAAGUCCGGAAAACGACCUAACCUUGGAAAUCGGCGCCUAUUCGCCUUGCGAUGUGACACAUGCCGUCAAAGGAGACGAAUAUCUCAGCUCAGACUUAGUUGAGAUGCAAGACAUGGUGCACAGUAAAGGACUGCCAGUUGACGAUCUUGCUCACGGAUGGAAAGGCGGUCAACUGGUACAGAGCCAUGAUGCAAACGAUUUCUAUGACAUAAGGAGUGUUCUGAGCUACGAUUUACCCCCUACACACUCUAUACUGUCAGCCGCCCACGGGGUCACCCACUUGAUCAUUCGUCGGACGAUGCGACGGUUUAUCACGGUUCCUCUGAUUCGAUGGAUCCUAGAACGGCUACCUGACCUUCGCCAUUUCAUUUAUGAACCUUGGCGACCACUUACAAGUCCCAGUCAAGGCUUCGUUGACUUAAACCAUGAGAAGAUAAUCUCAGAGUUUCUCCCAAAGACAUUGAAGAAAUUCAACUGGUUCGAAGACUUCAACGAAGAAGCCAUUCGAGUCUGCCGCAAAGACGGCCCAUCGAAUGAGCUUUGGCGUAUCGGGACCGACUGCCAUGCUUCUAGCGUCGCUCUGGCUCGCAAGAGUAUCUCAUUCGAACAACUCACUGGAUGUUACUCCGUUGACGCAGUGCCAUUCUUCCAAGCCCUCGACUUUCGUUGGACUUGGCCCAGCCUCACCACGCUCUCACUGACGUGUAGCCUUUUCGCCAUGCCCGAGAAAUGUGAUGAAAUAGUAACCCUUCUGGAAAGAGUGGGAAUGGCGGCGCAAAGAAUGCCCCAACUCCAAACUCUCGAUAUUUGGUAUGGAAUGAGGCAUCACGCCGCGGCGUUUAGGCACCGGGUUACUGACAGCCUAAUCAUAAUCUCAUGGCUCGGAACAUGGGACCUGAAUUUGGAAGCUCAAGAGGAUGGAGUCGUCGCAACGGCGUGGAAAGCCCUCGCAAGGCUGCAGGGCAACCGAAUUCUCUAUAUUGCCACUUAUCGACCAGUGAAGAUGGAAGAUGUUACAUCCCACGCGGCGGCGAUUCGUCUGCUCGAAAUUGGUCGAAGUGUCAUUCACCCGGCAUCUUUGGAGGAGAUUUCCAGGGAGACUAAGUAUUACUUUCCUACUUGA